AUGGAUAGCUCUUUGAAACGGCCAAACUUUCUAUUCAUUCUCGCGGACGAUCUAGGGUUCUCCGAUAUAGGCUGCUAUGGAUCUGAGAUACAGACCCCAAAUAUUGAUCGACUGGCGGAGGAGGGCGCCCGGAUGCUCAACCACCACGCCGCAGCCGCUUGCUCGCCGACACGAGCAAUGCUAUUGAGUGGGACAGACGCCCACCUCGGAGGACUAGGCACUCUGAUAGAAUUCAAACAAAGCGCGAAGGGCGCGGAGCGGUGGUCAGGCAAAGCCGGCUACGAGGGGUUUCUGAAUCGCGAUGUGGCAGCCCUACCUGAGAUCCUCGAGGACAACGGGUACUUUACUGUGAUGUCCGGCAAGUGGCAUCUAGGUAUGCGGACUUCGCAAGGACCAUGGGAGCGCGGCUUCCAGAAGGCCUUUGCAAUGCUCCCUGGUUGCUGCAAUCAUUACGGAUGGGAGCCAGUCCAGGAGAAAUUCCCUAUUGGUGGCAGACCAAUCCAUGCUGAGAUGGGAAAGAAAGUAGAUUUAACACCGAACAAGACUGAGGACCCCGACGGUUUUUAUUCGACAGACUACUAUACCAACCAGAUGAUCAAGUAUUUGGAAGAGCGAUCAGAGGAUGAAAAAUCGAAACCAUUCUUCUCGUUCCUACCAUACACUGCCCCCCCAUUGGCCUCUGCAGUGUUCCCGCGCACAGCAUACAAGGGAGUCUAUGAUGAUGGCCCAUACGCCCUCCGCGAGCGUCGGCUGAAGAAGCUCGUCGAAACAGGCAUCAUCGACGAAGCGAUCGUUCCACAUGAAGUAGAGACGAGUAGAGUUGGGGCCGGAGAAUGGGAUUCCUUCACACCAGAAGAAAAGAAGCUGUCAGUACGCGCGAUGGAAACAUACGCAGGCAUGGUUGACUCUAUCGAUUUGAAUAUUGGAAAAAUCAUCGAAUAUCUGAAAAGGACAGGCGAGUACGACAACACUUUUGUCGUUUUCAUGAGCGAUAACGGGGCAGAAGGAGCGGCAUUGGAAGCUGUCCCUGUCUUAGGCGCAGACAUCAAGUCUGCGAUCCACAAAUAUUAUGAUAAUUCAUACGAGAACAUCGGUGCUUACAACUCAUAUACGUGGCUUGGUCCUCUAUGGGCACAGGCAUCGACCGCACCCUCGAGGCUCUUCAAAUGUUUCCCAUCCCAGGGGGGCAUUUUAGUUCCCUGCGUAAUCAAGCCUCCUGCAUGCAGCUUUCCCCAAUUAUCUCCAGGCUCGUUUAUUCAAUCCUUCACAACAGUCAUGGAUUUUGUUCCCACGUUUCUUGACUUGGCUGGUAUAUCCUUACCACUGCCGGCUACCAGUGGCACUCGAGCGAUGUCCAAAUUUCGCGGCAGAGAUGUGCACGCCGUCCGAGGCAAGUCGUGGGAGCCGUUCUUUAGUCGUGGUGAAAGCGUCGAGAAUAAUUUGAAUUGGGCAAUUCAUUCCUCUUCAGAGCCUAUUGGAUGGGAGCUCUCUGCUCGUGGAGCAUUGCGCAAAGGGGACUGGAAGAUUGUACAUUUUGCGAAGGCACAAGGAGGUGCUGGAGAGGGAGACGAUGGAUGGGAAUUAUUUAAUCUCUCACAGGACCCGGGGGAGACAAAGGAUCUGGCGCAGGAAGAGCCGGAAAUUCUCCAGGAACUAUUGAAAUGUUGGGAAGAAUACGUCAUUGAGUGUGGGGUUGUUUGGGGAGAAAAGGCCGCGGCACCAGGGUUGAGUGAAGAUGAAGCACCAGAGCUGUGGGAGGAUGAAACGGAGCUACAAAAGGGCUGGAUGGAGGCUCGUGGGGGAGUUCAGCCUAAUUGCUAG
This is a messenger RNA of Penicillium manginii, 1821 nucleotides long. Its product is annotated as arylsulfatase. Gene Ontology annotation, molecular function: arylsulfatase activity. The coding region runs from base 1 to 1821 and encodes 606 amino acids. The transcript is spliced from 8 exons. Lineage: Eukaryota; Fungi; Ascomycota; Eurotiomycetes; Eurotiales; Aspergillaceae. The record is from RefSeq and is a predicted model, not a curated record.